Molecule: messenger RNA, 5163 nt
Organism: Amoebophrya sp. A120
Lineage: Eukaryota; Dinophyceae; Syndiniales; Amoebophryaceae
Source: the annotation of a GenBank genome assembly
CAACAAGAAGCCGCUCUCAUCUCAACAACCUCCUACGACGACCGCGUGGCCCUCGCUGCGCACGUGACGGAGGACAAAAGAUCCUUCGACCACGCGCAAGAAAUCCGGUACAACGUACGGCAAAGUCUGCUUUACAUGAUCGCGUGGCUGCAGCGGGACUGCUGCUCCCCGCUGCCGGCGGAACAAAUGCUCCCGUCCGCGUCGGUCGGGGACAGCACAAAAGUUCCGGUUUUCGUCCUGGACGACUUGGCAACCUUGGAAAGGAGUCGCUGGCAGCUGUGGCACGAUUUGGUCUACGGGGUUUUUGUAUGCAUUGCAAAAGUAUCGUACUAGUAUAAAUCGCAAUACAAAUAAUUUUUCCAGAAGGAAAAAUGGAAUUUGUAAUGCUGAUUUCGCUAAGAAACAAGAUUUGUAAUGCAUGACUGCAAUUACUACGAGUGCGAUACUUUUGCACAGGAUAUUUUGGCGAGGACAAGUUCUUGAAGAUUGUCAUGGAGGAAAGGGGAAAGAUUGAAGAAGAUGCUGGGGGGAAAGAAAAAACCGAUGAAAUGACUACGAAGAAGAAAACAACUGGAAUAUCAACUGCUGUGGCUUGUAAAAAUAUUGCGGACCUGGCCGUGCGGAUUCUGUUGCAACUCGUGCUGGAUCGCUCCAACCCCGUGGAAUUCGUGACGGAGCUGCUUGUGCCAGCGACUUUGCUGGUAACGGAACUUUAUUUUGGAGAGGGAUCUACUUCUACUUCAUCGUCAUCCUCCCUUUCGGCCGACGCGACUGCUUUUUCCGGCACCGUCGACGCGAAGAGCAAGAAAGCGCGUUCUGCUCCAUCGUCAAAACGCCAGCUUGCUGAUGAAAUUGAAAAACGUCAAGAACUAAAUCCACUCCUCAGCCUUCUCUACAAACACGAACGACAACUCCGGGCCACGACGAGCAAGAAGCAUUUCUGGCUUCCGGACGAAAACAAAUUUACGGAAUUCUGCACCUAUUUUGAAAAAAUAUGUCCAAAAGAUGCGGACCUAGCGAUCGCGAUGGCGCAGAAGCAAGCGGAAAACGGGGAUAUCACUUGCGACACUGAUUGCCUCACGGCGGUGACGCUCCACUAUUCUUUUGGAAUAAGCAGCAGUGCAGUUCCUGGAGGAGGUCCAGCAUCUGGAGCAGUUUCAGGUAAAAGCUUCGAAAAAAUGCAGGAGCCGUUGUACAAUUUGCGGAAACUGUUUUUGGAGGAGGAUCACAAGGCUGCUGCAAUUGAAGCAGGAGAACCGGAAGCAGAAGAAGAGGACUCAGCCGCGAUCUGGAUCUCCGAUACCUACCAGUUCCGUUGGCGCAAGUUGAAGAAGACCGCGGAAAGGAUUUUGAAAAGGCACCCGAAAGUCCCCGGGGUGAGCUUUAGCUUGCUCAGGCCGGAAGAUCAUUAUCAUGCGACAGGUCCUCGAGGAGCUCCACUACGGUGCAAGAUCGCGCAAAAUAUCACCGCCGGUUUUGCGCACGGCGAUUUCGAAACGAUUUCGGAGCAAAGAGUUGCAGUGGGCGCGAAAGCAAACGGCGCGUCAAGAACUUCUUCUACUACAGGGACGACGAGUCAGGUGAGCAGUGGCAGAAGGCAACUGAAUCUGUGUUACAACGCGAAGGAAAACAAGACUAGCUCUCCUGACUCCGCAUCAUACAGAAAGAAAUCCUUCUCAUGUGUCAGAUCAUCUUCCGCGACCACCAGCGGAUCCAACAGUCAGCUUCCACUCUUAGAAGAGGAAGAGGACGAGUUGGAGCACAAACCCAAUCUCCUCCGACCCGGUCACAAACUCCAAAUCGCUUCCCUAUCGAAGACGAUUGCAGCGGCAAUGGCUUUGGAGCAUUUCAAGAAGGAAAAGAUCAACGUCUUUACCACGUCCGUGAAUGAAGAGUUCAGGAGAAUUGCGAGGAAAAGGAAAAUGAAGUUGGAAGACACUUUUCAACUGCAAAAUGACCCGUCUUUGAUGACGAAAACAAGCGAAGUAGAGGGGGAGACAAAAACGGAGGGCUCGUUCGCCGAAUCCGUGAAGAUCUGCCAUUUGAUGAACCACUGCGGGUUAGGAAUGCACUAUAUGGCGUUCUCGAGCGUUACAUUCUCAACUGUUACAUGAUUUGUCAUGCAAAAUGAGCAUCAACGUCCACACGGUGAAGCUACUUCGCAUGACAAAUUUUUGAAGGGCUAAACAGCAUGGGAAUCUGUGCCAAAAUUGUAAUGCAAGAGUUGCAAGAUCCGCCCUUUCCCUGUUGCCAUUCUUGCAUGACAAAUCCAUGUAACAGUUGAGAAUGUAACAAUUGAGAAUCCCAUACACUACGUGUUUGGCUUGGAGAAAAGACCGAGGAUAAAGUACCUUCUGGACAACCUGGAGAAGCACAAGUACGAUCCGGAGGGGUUGAUCGUCACUAGGAAACCUGGCUCGAAAUUCCAGUACAGCGGCGGAGGGUUUCUGGUCCUGCAAUUGUUGCUCGAGUUUUCCUACGACGAUAAGCCGAUCGGGGAAAUAUUGAGGACGGAGUUUCUGGCGAAAGCGGGAGGAAAUUCUGCUUUGAGGAAGUGGAACGUGUUCUCGACACAUGAGGAGCUGUUGGAAGCGAGCACUGGUAGUUUUGGCGUGUUAAAUGUUGAAAAACCGAAUAAAGCUAGUGCCGGGACGUCUCCACUUAUUCCCGCUGGCAUUCCCGAAGGGCAACCACCGAAAAUCCCCCCCGGAAGCGAAUUUGCCAACGGUUACAAGGACGACGGGUCUGUAGUCAGCCGGCUUUUCUUCCCCGAGCUCGCGGCUGGUGGGGAGUGUAGCUGCUUUGAAAUGGCGGGAUUUCUAGCCGAUCUGUGCAAUGCGUACAACGCAACAUCAGAGACAGAAAACGAUGAUGUGCAUCAAAGAACUGCAGCUGCUGGUGCAGAAGAACGUUCACCUUCGAACCACUACACCUUCCCGAUCUCCCACGACACGGCUGUGCAAAUGCUGUACACCGACGGCAGGUUGGACAACGGAUGUCAAGAUUUUAUGAAAUCGGACCAGGGGCUCGGCACUUUCGUCACCUCGGUCGGACCCAACAAGGUCGCCUGCCACCAGGCGGCGAACGACGGAUUUCGGGGCUUGUACUUAGUCUGUCUCAAAGGCCCCGACUGCGGGAAGGGAAUUGUUUUGGUUUCCAAUGGAGACAACGCCGCGGUCCCGUUUAAUUGCGAGCUGGUUGCAGAAGUGUUGAGAAUCGAGGGCUGGACCGGGUUGAAGAAGAGGCAAGAGAAUGCAAAGCAGAGCACAAGCACUACUAUUGCAGCAUCUUCUGCCGCAGCUUCUUUCGAUGUUGUCAGCCAAAAUCUAAAACAAGCGGAAAUUGUGAACCAGGGUCUGAAGCAAUUGCUAUUCGAGAAGCACUUCCAAGAAGACUUGCCAGCGGACAACCCUACCUGGGUGAAAAAACGGAGGAAGAAGGACGUUAUUUCUGAAGCGAAUGUAAUAUCCCCGUCAACUGUGAAAAUCUUGAAGUGCAGCGACCAGCGGUUUUCGAGGGUGUCGAACUUGUUCAACAGUCAGUUCCUUCCGGUGUUUGAGCUGACCGCCUUCGGCCCCGACGGGAAGAUUAUGGACAGUUGGGAGACAAAGCGGCAUUGCACGAUAGAAGAAGGCGACUUUGUCCGCUUUUCGAUUUCUGGUAACCCGCAACAGCGGAACAAUUGCUUCAACUUGGUCUACAUCAGCACUAUUUAUCACGACGGGAACCACGCGCCGGGGUGUGAUUUGCGAAUGGUGGAUGGAAAAACAGGCGGCGCAAUAAAAUCUCUCUUCAACGGCAAAAUCGAGCUACAGGGCCACUCCGCACAUUGGAUCUACCUACCAGAAAAGAUCGACCCUUGUUCCGCGGACGAUGAAGGAAAUAGAACCGUUUUCGAGUUCCGCAACAUUCCGGACGGUGGGAUCUCCCGCCUUGGCUUCUUCAAUAAGGAUUACUUGUUGAGCCGCAUUGCGCAGUUGGCAAAGGAGGCGGAAAUUGGAGCGGAGGAUCCUGAGCAAUGGGCGGAUUACAUGGGAUUUAUGAACUGGUAUUACGAUCUACCGAAGAAGCCAGCGGAGCCUGAAAUUUUCCGAGCCCGCUACAAAUUCGAAAUCGGUAAUCAGCAGAAGGAGCACGACGACGCAACUCUUGACAAAGAGAACAGCGAAACUUCUGAUGUAAGGGUUUCUGCUGCGGGUAACGUUGCUGCAGAUCUUACAGACUCUUUUGCCGAGAAUGUCCGCCUAAGCGCUGCGUCAGAUGGCGCAUCAAAACCAUCGCUAUCAAAGUUCGAACUCGUCAAGGUCACCAACCAGCACUAUGGGAAGGCAGAGAGACUGUUUUCCUCAGACCCGCCUCUAGGUAUGCAUGACGGGUUUGAGACGAAACGAACCCGUGAAGUGGACGGGUUUCAAGAGGCAGUGUUUCGGGUUCCGGUACUGAUAGAUAAUUUCUAGAUGAAUCUAGGUACUUCUACUUUCUACAAUACAUGUUUGCGUUUGUGAUUCCUGUAUUCUUUGAACAUACUGCUUCAGUUUUACCUACGUCAACGAAAAAGAACCAAAACUUUUGUACAAAACAAACACCAGCAUUCCCUGCUCCACGGCACGAGAACGAGCAGGCAGAAGCUUUCCGGCGCGGAGUUCGACUUUACCUAUUUCGUCAACAACAAUCCAUCCUAUGUCGAACUGCUAUUGGGUGAUUCGGAAACCGACCUGACCACCCAGCUGGUGCCAAAAACGUUUUCCAAGCCGUACCGGGGAGACAAGAUGGUGGUACCGAUUACGGUGCAGCACGAGUUUGAAGAGGACAGUAGCGACGAGGAAGAGGAAAUAUUAGCACAGCAGUUUGUCUUCAUUGCAGUGAGGCUGUUCCCCUGUGGAGGGGUGAACAGGUUGAAAUUUUUGUACAACGCUGGAGGUUCUUGAUCAAGAUCGACGUCCUAUCGAUGAUUCUGUGCGAUACUACCGUGGACUUUUUCAAGGAAAUUUUUGCAAGAGACCUAUAUCAUGUACAUCUUUGGACCGCAGAUCGGUUUUGCGCAUGCAGUUUCAAUUUGAGUUUUUCCACGCAAGCAAUAGCAAACAAUAACAAUCCAUUUCUUGCUGGUAUCUAUCUGCUCGGAGGUGCAGGCGCUUCUACAACCAAAUACCUUGGCCGGCG